Molecule: messenger RNA, 1302 nt
Organism: Botrytis byssoidea
Lineage: Eukaryota; Fungi; Ascomycota; Leotiomycetes; Helotiales; Sclerotiniaceae
Exons: 4
Coding region: 1-1302 (433 amino acids)
Biological process (GO): regulation of glucose metabolic process; protein phosphorylation
Cellular component (GO): mitochondrion
Molecular function (GO): pyruvate dehydrogenase (acetyl-transferring) kinase activity
Source: RefSeq, a predicted model, not a curated record
AUGUCGUGGAAGACAACUGAGAUGUUGAUGGAUACCAUCAAACAUUAUUCACACUUCCCAGCUACGGGUGUGAGUCUGAGGCAGAUGGUACAAUUUGGAGAGAGGCCAUCUACAGGUACACUUUUCCGAGCAUCACAAUUCCUCUCUGAAGAACUACCAAUACGACUUGCGCAUCGAGUGCAAGAACUAUCAGACUUACCAGAUGGCCUCAAUGAGAUGCCCUCCAUCAAGAGGGUGAAGGAUUGGUAUGCACAGUCAUUUGAGGAAAUUACCACACUCCCUCGACCACAAUUAUCAUCAGAUGUUAAGGAAAGACUUAUGAAGCCUGCGAAAAUAAAUGGAAAGCAAUCCAAAAUUCUUGCCGAAGCAACACAAAACCCGAGCGUAAUGAGGGGCCAGUACAGCUCUAAUGGAAAUGGAAAAGAAUCAAAGUCAGCCGCAGCAAGAAGAUAUUUUGCCACAGUAGAAGAUAGUACAGACUGGCCCCCAGAGCUUCAUGAUUAUAACCAGAGAUUUGCACAAACCCUUAACCACAUCAAGAGGCGGCACGACGGAGUUGUCACAACCGUUGCGCAAGGAAUACUCGAAUAUAAGCGGAAACGGCAACGCAUGCAGAUCGACAAUAACAUACAAUCCUUCCUUGACCGUUUCUACAUGUCCCGUAUUGGCAUAAGAAUGCUGAUUGGACAACACAUAGCACUCACAGAUCAAAGUCACGAUAAAGAUCCUAAUUAUGUAGGAAUUAUAUGCACGAAAACCAAUGUUCGAGAUCUUGCGGAAGAAGCAAUCGAGAACGCUAGAUUUGUCUGCGAAGACCAUUAUGGACUUUUUGAUGCGCCAAAGAUUCAACUCGUGUGCCCUCCAAAUCUCCAUUUUAUGUAUGUACCGGGCCAUCUUUCGCAUAUGCUCUUCGAAACUCUCAAAAAUUCCCUUCGAGCUGUUGUCGAAACACAUGGACAGGACAAACAAGAUUUUCCCGUCACAAAAGUCGUCGUUGCGGAGGGAAAAGAGGAUAUUACCAUCAAAAUCUCGGACGAGGGUGGCGGAAUACCUAGAAGUUCUAUACCUUUAGUUUGGACCUAUAUGUAUACCACCGUGGACAGUACACCCAGCCUAGAUCCAGACUUUGAUAAGAGUGAUUUCAAAGCUCCAAUGGCAGGAUUUGGUUACGGUCUCCCAAUUUCAAGAUUAUAUGCUAGAUAUUUUGGAGGAGAUUUGAAGUUGAUUAGUAUGGAGGGCUACGGAACAGAUGUAUACCUUCACCUAAACCGACUUUCCUCGAGUUCGGAGCCUCUCCAAUAA